GUGGAGAAGGAAGACCGAUCUUCACGUGCGCGUGUGGAAGCGGUUCAGCUCGGGAUCAACAGCUUCCGGCAGAUCUGUGAUCGACGGUACGCCUCGAUGCGCGAGUCCUUCCGAGCUUUGGACAAAUCCCGGCGCUCAUCGCUGUCGCCGCAG
Molecule: messenger RNA, 153 nt
Organism: Symbiodinium sp. CCMP2456
Lineage: Eukaryota; Dinophyceae; Suessiales; Symbiodiniaceae
Source: the annotation of a GenBank genome assembly